Molecule: messenger RNA, 4566 nt
Organism: Colletotrichum spaethianum
Lineage: Eukaryota; Fungi; Ascomycota; Sordariomycetes; Glomerellales; Glomerellaceae
Product: trafficking protein particle complex subunit 11
Exons: 3
Coding region: 1-4566 (1521 amino acids)
Biological process (GO): early endosome to Golgi transport; intra-Golgi vesicle-mediated transport
Cellular component (GO): TRAPPII protein complex
Source: RefSeq, a predicted model, not a curated record
AUGGAGCGGCCUUUUUCAACCUCCAAAGUCACCGUCGAGUACUUCGAUCCCCACGACGUCUACAAGCUCGUGGCCCCAGGCCUCGUCCCCCGACUACCCCUUCGAAACCUGCAUUGGCAGUCGCAUGCCGGCCCUCUGCGAUCCAUCGAUACUCUCCACGUUGAGCUCACACCCGCUGGCGGAGAGCCCGCUGCCCCAGCCUCGCCAACCGCUUCCCCCUCACUAAGCCGCUCUGUCAGUGCUAGCACCAGGGACGAUGGCUUUCAGACACAGUCAAUUGGAGGCAAUAGCGCAUCAUCGGAUACUACCGACACGCCGACAGUAGCGGCGCGACAGCCCAGCAAGGAACGACGCCAUCAGAUUCCAGGCCUGAGACGGACACCCUACCUCAAGGUCCUGCUGGUUCGAUGCGACGAUAGUGACACGUACAAGUCUCAGACGAGAGCCGAAAUUCGAGAGUGGAUCAAAAAGAACACACCGCCCUCGCAGUCGACGCGGAAGCUGAACACGCAAGAAAACCAUGACGCCUUUGAGUUCCUCAUCGUUCACGUUGUGAUACCUAAUACCUUUGCAGCAAACCAGCCCAGAGUCAGUGGCAAGGGGCCCGAUGCUGCCGAAAAAUCGAGGACAUCAAGAUGGGGUUCUGGCUCCUCGACGCUCCUGGAGAAGCUCCGCUCUGACUUCAACAGUUCCAGCAAGGGCGCGAUUGACCGUGUUGCCCAGAUCCGGAUCGGCAUCAACGAUGUGCCUUAUGACGUUCUUCCUCGGGUGGUGCCUGCCACCCCCACCGGCUACACCGAGUCGCGGCAGGAUGCCGAAAAUGCCUGGGAGGAUUUGAUUGGCAAAUUCAAGGAGCUGAUUCUGUCGUCCUUUGACAUGAGGGUGUCUCAGUACGAAGAGGACAUCAAGGAGAAAGACGCCCAGCGCGUUCUCCCAGGCUGGAACUUCUGUACCUUUUUCAUUCUAAAGGAGGGGCUGGCGCGUGGCUUUGAGAGCGUAGGCUUGGUCGAAGAUGCUCUCGUCGGCUAUGACGAGCUCAGCGUUGGUCUCGACACAGUCAUUCAGGAACAAGCCACAUCAGGGGACCCUCAGACGCACGGUGGAUCACUACUCAGUCAUACCGAGGACUUAGUGAAGCGUGCUGAAGCCGCCAUCGCCGAAUUGGGCGCCGAAGAUGGAUCUAUGGAAGAUGAGCAGCCUGUUGACCUUCAGGCGACUGAAGCCCCUCAAAACAAUAAAUUUGACGACAUCCCCAUCAGUUCUACGAAGAAGCCGUAUCGCGAGAUGAUCGUUGCCAACAACGUUUCGGUCUAUGACUUCCGCUGUUACAUCUUCGCAAGACAGAUAUCUCUGUUGCUUCGCCUGGGCAACGCCUGGUCCACUAGAGAGGAGCUCCUGGCAAAGCUUAGGGAGCAACAAGAGUCAGUGCUUCAUGGUGUUGCUCCACGAGCUCCGCCUCCUAAGCAGACAGAAGAGGCUGAGAACCUCUCAAUGCUAGCCGAGAUCUGCCGCAGGACAUUGGAAUUCGUCCCUGCUGUUUCGCAAGUAAUGAGGGCAGACAUCUUGGCGGCACUGAAGAACAAGCUCACAGAAGAGGACUCUCCCAUCCUCAACCCCGUUCUGGCCGAGGCUAUUGACAACCUUGUCGCAUCCUUCGCAUUCUCGGUUGCCCAACAGAUCCUUGCCCAAACUUCCACAAAGGCACUUCCUAUUCCGCCAUCCACCCUCACUCCUGCCGACAGUCAUGAACCAAAGUCAUCGAUCCCGGAGCUCAAGACGAUGAUGCAUCCGGCUCGAAGCUCUUCGUUGCGUGUGGGAACAAACUCAAACACGAGACAGCCGCCCAGCCCUGGCAUCUUCCCCGGUGCACCAGCAUCCAGUGGUGAAGAGACAGCACCAUCAAACGCUCACUUCCUUAAGGCUGGCUUAGAAGAACUCGCUGCGCGUCGUGCCGAGCUAUAUGCCCUCUCCAGAAACGUUUUGCAGGGCAGCGGAAAGAAGCGUGGCUGGGACAUUGGAUGGACCUCUGCGCCAGUGUUUGGGGAGAUGGAUGGCAAUGACUUCGAAGACGUCAACCUUGAAGACGAUGAUGAGACGAAGCCGGAUCCAGACGACUCAGGGUCACUCUGCAUAGGAUUGGCCGGCAUCGAAAACGGCCUACUGCACGCCGCCCUUGACAAUCGGGACGACUUCUACCGUCUUUAUGAGACUCUCACCGACAAGGCCUUGCGCCAUUACACCGUUGCAAACCAUACUCACGCUGUCAAGACCAGCAUGGCCGACCUGGCCGUAUUGAAAUACCACCUGGGCGAGUAUGGGCCUGCGGCAUCAUUUUUCUACAUGACCACGCCGUUUUUUGGAGAGAACAGCUGGAGUCUGCUGGAACUAUCAAUGCUUGUCAUGUAUUCUCGUUGUCUCAAGGAGCUUCAACGAAAGGAUGAGUUCGUCCGUGUAGGACUAAAGCUUUUGACGAAAGCAGCCGCCGCAGAGAAUGAAAAGCUGCAGCGCAAAAGGGCGCUGUCGUUGGGAGCUCGUUUGGAGGUUCAGUAUCCAGAGAAAAGCGCUAUUGCUGGUUUUCUCGACGAUGUGCUGAGUGUGGCCAAAACACUUUCCAAUGAAGUGAGAGUUCCUUUAGGUCAUCUCUUCACCCAGGUUGAAGUGGUUGGGUCUCCCGAGUACCACGAUGGAAAGGACUGCUUCUCUCUCACCAUUAAACUGCGCAGUCUGCUCAUGGACGACUUGAGCUUGGAAAAAGCCGCCAUUCGCCUGUCUAGAGCCACAUCAGAAGGCGCAAAGGAGGUUUGGCUGCACACCUUAGAAUCAAACAUUCUGAAGCCCGGUGUCAACAAAUUACGCCUCACUAGCACGACAAACGUAUCUGGGCACUAUAGAAUCGACCGCGCAGAUCUGAUAUGUAACAAGGUUGAUCUGCACUGGGAACGAGAUGUCAACCAGACACCAAGCAAGACAGCGCAAAUCUUCCGCUUGCCCGAUCUAGAACUCUACCGCCCAGCAGGUGGUUUGAGCUGCCGUCUCACGGCAGCCAGAAACAUCCAGCUCGACAAGAAUAACUCGGUCGACCUAGAGCUCUCCACGGGCUGGAAUCUCAUCAAAUCUUGCGAGCUCUCUGUGAAGCCGUUGACUGGCGGUCUGAGGAUCAUUUCCACUAAAGCAGAAUUUCUUGGACAGGCAUACGAGUAUGCAAAGCCCUUGGAAGCAGGUCUGUUUCGCUUCGGUAACAUCGAUGCAUCGUCCAUCAUGAAAAUGCGCUUUCCGUAUACUAUCGAGCAAGACGUCCCUUACAUAUCGGCCAGAGUUGAAAUGACAUACACGACAGAAGACGGCACUUAUCACUACUCCAGUGUUUUCUCUGUUCCUGUUGCGCUCGCCUUGGGUGUCAACGUACAGGACGUUUUCAAACACAAGGCACUGUUUUCCCGGUUCAGCGUCUCGACCGCCUCCUUAAGUCCACUGAGAUUGUUCAAGACAGAGCUCAUCGACUCAGAGGUCUUUGCCGCCCAUUUUGCGGCUCCAGCGAACAAGUCGGUCAUGGUGUUCCCGAGACAGCCUGCUAGCUUGCUCUACAAAAUCACCCGCAAAACUUCAGGCCCCACCACGCCCAAGACGCAGCGGACGCUCUAUCUCAAGCUUCACUACAGUGUCCUACUAGACGAAAUCGUUGCCCUUGUUGAGAAAUCCCUUUCAGAAGCUAUCCAGCCAUUGCCGAUAGCACCGUUUUCAGGCCUGCUGAUCAGCCGGGUUGUUACCGAGGUACAGUCCAGUUUAUCGGCUUAUGAUCUAGAACGCGCCGCUCUGCUGGGAGAGGUUCCGACGUCAUUUAUUUCGGCUCUCUUCUCCCGCUCUCUUUUUAAAGGCCUGGGUACAAUCCCUGGAAGCGGUGAGGAUGCCUCCGCGGCGCUGGAGCAAUUCCUCCGGGACUGGCAGUCGGCGCAUCCUAGAUUGGCCACAAAGGAGAUUGUAUCGGCGAGCCGCUCGAUUCUCAUCCCUGUCGAUGUACCCUCCAUUCCUGUCUUCCAUUCAAUCGACAUCCAGCUUCCACCCCCCGAGGAGCAACUUGCUGGCUCAACAGUUGCCGUCAAUCAACUGCUUUCUGCCAAUCUCCGGCUGCAAUGGACUAGGAUCUGGGACACGGCUGUGAGCGAUGGCAAGGGCAUCAACAAGGACUAUGAAUUCAGUUACGAUCUCACCGGCCCUGGCGAUACAUGGCUCAUUGGCGGCCGAAAGCGUGGAAACUUUAGGAGUUUAGGCGUCGGCAAGUCGGAUGCAAAGUUUGGAGAGUCCGAGCUGCACGUGCCCGUCCUCAUCGUUCCCCUGCGCGAAGGGAGGCUGCCGUACCCCAACGUUGAAAUUCGUGAGGUAAAAAAGGAAGACAAUGAGGAGACGGCCGGGCACCACGAAAUCGACUACCAAAACAUCGGCGAGACGGUACGGGUAGUGGCUGACUUGCAGCGAGUAACGUUGAGCCUGGACGCCAGCGGUCCAAGUGGUGGCCCGCUAGUACUAGAGAGCGAGCGACGGGAGUUCGAGCACCGCAUUUUACUGUAG